This is a messenger RNA of Micromonas commoda, 348 nucleotides long. RefSeq lists its product with no specific name. NCBI's taxonomy places the organism in Eukaryota, Viridiplantae, Chlorophyta, Mamiellophyceae, Mamiellales, Mamiellaceae. The record is from RefSeq and is a predicted model, not a curated record. The transcript has a single exon. Bases 1 to 348 code for a protein of 115 amino acids. Gene Ontology annotation, molecular function: protein binding.
AUGACGCUCCGCCUGUUGCUUCUCGCCGUGCUGGCGCUGGCGCUGGCGCCCCUCGCCGUGUUGGCGAUCGAGCGCGAAUACUACUGGAACGACAUCACCAACGUGACGACGUGGGACCUGCCCAAGGUGCCCGUGCCGUUCAGGGACGAGAAGAGCGGAAACAAGUACUACGUCGAUCCAAAGACUGGCGAGACCACUUGGGAUUACCCCGGGCCGUGGAAGACGAUGAAGAGCGAGGAGCACGGGGACCGCGAGUACUAUCACAACAUCGAGACGAAGGAGAGCACCUGGGAGAAGCCGGAGGACCUGGCGUGGCACCGGGUGAAGGUUCAAGACGAUGAACUCUGA